AUGGCAAAUCAUGGAAAACUAGAAGAAUAUGACUCACAAGAGGAAUGGAGUCAGUAUAUUGAGCGGUUGGAAUUUUAUUUCGAAGUAAAUGGCGUGGACGACGAAGAUAAACAACGAGCGAUAUUAUUAAGUGUUUGUGGUAGCAAGACAUAUAAGUUGAUUCGGAACUUAACCACGCCGAAUAAACCGUCAGAGAAGACGUUUGCAGAGCUAGUAGAACGUGUACAACAACAUCAACACCCAAAACCGUCGGCAAUAGUGCAACGAUUCAAGUUUAAUACUUGGUUCAGGAAACCUGGUGAGUCAAUUGCUUCGUAUGUAGCUGAAUUAAGAAGUCUUUCAGAACAUUGUGAUUUCAAGAGUACCUUAGAAGAGAUGUUACGUGAUCGGUUGGUGUGUGGAAUAAAUGACGAACAGAUUCAGCGUAGAUUGUUAGCAGAAAGUUCUCUCGACUUUAAGAAAGCCAUGAAAAUAGCUACAUCAAUGGAGACUGCAGUAAAGAAUUCACGAUAUUUGACACAUCAGAUGGCCAAUGCAAAUAUAAAUACUGAGAAACCUGCAACAUUACACCGUGUGGACAACCAACGACAAGGAAACCAACCAUGGUCAAAGCCUGAAUGUGGUCGGUGUGGGGGUAAACAUGACCCGCAACAAUGCAAAUUUCGCGAUGCUGAGUGUUUCCUGUGCCACAAGAAAGGACACAUAGCAAGAAAAUGUCGAAGCAACACUAAGGCGACUGGGAAAAAUCAACGAAACGACAACCCUAACUCAGGCACUAGCAGCAACUAUUUAAACAUGAAGAAUGACGAGAUCGAAGAGGAAGACGACAACUAUGGGAUUUAUAGUCUGGACAAAGGGCAAACUGAGCCAUAUGUUGUUGAUGUACUGGUGAGCAAUGAAAUUCUAAAGAUGGAAGUAGAUACUGGUGCUGCAGUUAGUGUAAUGAAUGAGGAUACAUAUACAUUAUUGAAGAAAAAACACCCAAUCCUAGAGCUGAAGGAAUCAAAGGUCAGACUAAAUACCUUUAGUAUAAUUACAUAGGUGAUUAUUGAAAAUUCUCCACGCUGAUUGGUUGCCGUUGAGGUGAUUAUUACGCGAUAAUCACCUGAGCGAUUUUCAAAAUGGCGGUCGAAGCCGUUUUGUCAAUUAAAUGACGAAGAAAUGUGCAUUUUAAAAUUUGUUUCCAAAUAAUCACCUAUGAAAUUAUACUAAAACAAUUAUUCACCUCAGGCUCGGUGAUUAUCGUAAAUAAAAACCUCGACUUCGUCCCGGUUUUUAUUCACCGAUAAUCACCUCGCCUUCGGCGAAUAAUUGUUAAUUAGUAUAAUUACAUAGGUGAUUAUUGAAAAUUCUCCACGCCGAUUGGUUGCCGUUGAGGUGAUUAUUACGCGAUAAUCACCUAAGCGAUUUUCAAAAUGGCGGCCGAAGCCGUUUUGUCAAUUAAAUGACGAAGAAAUGUGCAUUUUUAAUUUUUUUUCCAAAUAAUCACCUAUGAAAUUAUACUAAAACAAUUAUUCACCUCAGGCUCGGUGAUUAUCGUGAAUAAAAACCUCGACUUCGUCUCGGUUUUUAUUCACCGAUAAUCACCUCGCCUUCGGCGAAUAACUGUUAAAUACGGGAGAGCAAGUUAAAGUUUUGGGUCAGCUGAAGACUUCGGAGAAGUAUGAAGAUCAAGAAGGCGUAUGGCCUUUACUAGUCAUAACGGGGAAGGGCCCUAACUUGAUUGGCAAAAAUUGGCUCCAAAAGAUUAAAAUAAAUUGGAAGAAUUUAUUUCAGUUAAAAGAGGACAAGAAUACCUCAGUCAAAGUUAAUAAGUUACUUGAGAAGUAUGAGAACGUGUUUCAUGAAGAGUUAGGAACAUUUUCUGGUCCCAAAGCCAAAAUAUAUGUGGCUGAGGAUGCAAGUCCAAAGUAUUACAAGGCAAGACCUGUUCCCUAUGCAUUGAGGGAAAAAGUAGAAAAGGAGUUAGAAAGAUUGCAAGAAGAGGGAACUAUAGAGCCUGUCCAGUUUGCACAUUGGGCAGCGCCAAUCGUACCAAUCGUUAAGGAUGAUAAGUCGAUAAGAAUUUGUGGGGAUUAUAAAGUAACUGUCAACCAAGCUGCAAAGUUAGACAAUUACCCGAUUCCCAAGGCAGAAGAUCUUUUUGCCACUUUAAGUGGUGGAGAGAAAUUCACCAAGCUGGAUAUGAGUCAAGCCUAUCAACAAAUCUUAUUGCAGGAUGAAUAA
Messenger RNA from Paramuricea clavata, 2226 nucleotides. Lineage: Eukaryota; Metazoa; Cnidaria; Anthozoa; Malacalcyonacea; Plexauridae. The record is from the annotation of a GenBank genome assembly.